ACAAGCGCCUUAAGCGGGAAGAGCAGCGGCGAAGCUCCGGUCACCGUCGCAGAAUGACUCACACAGUUUCUGCUGUUGGUGUCCUCCUUUUGUUCAGUCUUCUGCUGCCCUCAGCAGAGGGCACUAAGAGGAACCAUGGAUCACAAGGAACCAUCCCUUCUCCUGACAAAGCCCAACCCAAUGACUCUGAACAGACCCAGCAGCCGCCACCACCACAAGCAGGUUCCAGACCCCGGAGAAAGGAGAAGGCCAAAUCUACUGAAGAGGUGCUGGAAUCAAGCCAAGAGGCAUUGCAUGUCACAGAACGAAAGUAUCUGAAAAGGGAUUGGUGCAAAACGCAGCCGCUUAAGCAAACAAUCCAAGAAGAAGGCUGCAGAAGCCAAACCAUCAUUAAUAGGUUCUGUUAUGGCCAGUGCAAUUCAUUCUAUAUCCCAAGGCAUAUCCAUAGGGAAGAAGGGUCCUUCCAAUCGUGUUCAUUCUGCAAACCAAAGAGAUUUACCACCAUGGUGGUUACACUGUCCUGCCCGGAAAUGCAACCUCCAAUCAAGAAAAAGAGGAUCACACGAGUUAAAGAAUGCCGCUGUAUAUCCAUAGAGUUGGACUAGGAGGGGUCAUGGAGGAUAGUCUGCUCACCAGUGCAUUUCCUCCUUCAAACCAGGCAUCUAAACCUCUUUAGGUAUGUCCAGAAUGGGACAUGAAUCAAAGAGAAUUGCAACAAACAGUAUGCAUUAUUCAUCUGUAGAUGUGAACUUCAGCUUUGAAAAUAAAUCAUUUGGAGUGUAUCCUAGGCUUUGUAAUACACUAAUUCCUCCCGUCCUGGGAUUCUGCACUUGAAUCUGUGCCAUGAUCAUCAGUAGCAGCAACUGUCAUAGAUUUGGAGACAUUUUCACAUUCAGUUAUGGUCUGAGGAAAAUGUGGAAAGGAAUUAAGUUAAUUGCAGUGAGUGCCAUUGUUAAUGGAGAAGGAAGCUUGCAUGCUAUCACCUUUAUUUGGACAUUAAAUAGCCACUUCCUAGAGCUAAGAUGGAAAGACAAAUGGGGAAGGCAGAAGAAUGAACAAGGGAAAGAAAAGUGAUAUAUACAGCAUCUCCUUGAAUGUUAUUUCUGAUUGCAUUUCUCAAACCAACAGCUUCUUUCAAUACUGUAUAUACUCAUCU
This is a messenger RNA of Pseudonaja textilis, 1156 nucleotides long. RefSeq names its product gremlin 1, DAN family BMP antagonist (gene GREM1). Lineage: Eukaryota; Metazoa; Chordata; Lepidosauria; Squamata; Elapidae. Gene Ontology annotation, molecular function: receptor ligand activity; BMP binding. Gene Ontology annotation, biological process: animal organ morphogenesis. The record is from RefSeq and is a predicted model, not a curated record.